Messenger RNA from Cylicocyclus nassatus, 1730 nucleotides. The record is from the annotation of a GenBank genome assembly. Lineage: Eukaryota; Metazoa; Nematoda; Chromadorea; Rhabditida; Strongylidae.
AUGAAAAAGGCGUAUAAUGAUAAUAUUUGUAUAUAUAAGCAGCAACGCCUAGUAGAGUUUAUUUUACUCGUUCAACACACUACUCGAUCCGCUAAACUGCUGAGGCCUUUGUUCACUUUUAGAAUCGGAAGAGCUACUUCAAGUCUAAUUGUAAUGCAGUCCUCUAACGCAACAACUCGGAGCAGAAUAAAGGGUGCAAGGCGACAAUCACGUGGGUCUUCGCGUUCGGGGUCAACCGAACGUAAGAACAGGAGAGGAGGUCGCUCAAGAAUUCGAUCAAGAAAGCAAACAAGAAGUGUAGAAGCGAUAGACCCAGCCAUAGAGGCGAUGUAUAGAAAAAUUGACAAGCAACUCAUCAAGCACGAAUGGUUUCAUGGUGUCAUGCCACGAUCCGAUUGUGAAGAGAUUUUGAAGGAUGAAGGCGACUACUUGGUGCGAAGGACAACUGUCGCCAAAGCUGUAAAAUAUUGCAUCUCAGUGCGACAUGAUGGUGUUACGAAACAUAUACCAAUUAAUUAUCAGGACAACAAAUGGUCUAUUUUGAAUGAAAAUAGAAACACAUUGGAAGAGUUAAUUGAGUCAUAUAUGAAAGAGAGAAAAAUGAUCCCACCAUCAAAUGUGAUAUUAGUGACGGCAGUGUCGCGACCAGAGUAUUUUAUUCUACAUGAGGACGUAAUACUAGGAAAAAACUUAGGGCGUGGCGCUUUCGGUGAAGUCUAUGAAGGGAAGCUGAAGUUGAGAGAAGGCAAGCUUAUUGAUGUUGCAGUGAAAAGAGCACACGAAGGUCAUUUGAAGAAAUCACAAAUUACUGCGUUUGUAAGGGAGGCGAAGAUUAUUAGACGUCUAAAUCAUGCCAACAUUGUGCGAAUUUUCGGAGUGGCUGUGCUGGAAGAACCUGUGAUGAUUCUACUGGAGCUUGCUGUCAAUGGUUCUAUGAAGGCCUAUCUCAAGAAGAACGAGAGUGUGUCGGUGGACCAAAAACUGAAUUUUGCCAAGGAUGCAUGUCGUGGAAUGUGCUACUUGUCAGGAGCAAAGGUUAUUCAUCGUGACUUAGCAGCCAGAAACUGUCUUUUGGGAGAAUCAUACGAGGUGAAAAUUACCGACUUUGGUCUUUCCGUGGUAGACAAGAGUGAACUACGUCUUAGUAAACUGCAGAAGGUGCCAAUCAGAUGGUUGUCCCCGGAAACUCUAACUGAGGGUGUUUUCACAACGAAAACAGAUGUCUGGAGCUUUGGGAUUCUUACUUGGGAGAUCUUUGCAAGUUGCAAAUCGGAUCCAUUUCCCGGCAUCCAUAACGCAGAAGUGAUUGAGUUGAUCACAAACAAGACACCACCUAUAGAUCCUCCCGAUGGGUCACCAGAGAUAGUGAAAGUCAUCAUGGAUCAGUGUUUCAUUAAGAAUCCUCAUGAAAGAGCUGAUUUUGCAACCAUUUUCCACAUUCUCGCGCCGUCUGAGCCAUUGCCAGCAUCGGUAAUACUGAGCGGAUUGGACACGAAUGCUCCCAGCCAAGAACAGCAAAAAAGCUGCAUAGAACCCCUCCCUUUGCAAUCAGUCGAUUAGUGCUGCAAAUUUGUGCCUAAUUUGUCUAUUUAUACAAUAUUUAUCGUCAUGCACUUCGUACUCAAUAAUUGAUGAUAAUCGCUUCUAUGUGAUUAGGGUGUAGGCAGUCUCAGCUGCUGAAACCUCUUUACUAACUUGUUAAAAUAAAAGUUUAUCUUACUUUUUCCCCC